Molecule: messenger RNA, 1151 nt
Organism: Haemorhous mexicanus (house finch)
Lineage: Eukaryota; Metazoa; Chordata; Aves; Passeriformes; Fringillidae
Gene: SSR2
Product: signal sequence receptor subunit 2
Exons: 6
Coding region: 118-597 (159 amino acids)
Cellular component (GO): endoplasmic reticulum; membrane
Source: RefSeq, a predicted model, not a curated record
GGCGCUGACUCGUCUUUGCGGCGUUGGCGGCGGGAGAGACGGUGAGGGGCGGGAGGCCCGGGCCACCUGGAGGCCGCGUCCUCGUGCCUCGGGACGGAGCGGGGGGCGCUGGGAAGGAUGAAGCUCCCUCUUCUUGCCGUGUUUGCCCUGGUGUCUGUGGCUCACUGUGAGGACGGUGCCAGGCUCCUAGCCUCCAAAUCCCUGUUAAACAGAUAUGCAGUGGAGGGCAAGGACUUGACUUUGCAGUACAACAUCUACAAUGUUGGCUCCAGUGCUGCCCUGGAUGUGGAGCUGUCAGAUGAUUCCUUCCCCCCAGAAGACUUUGGCAUCGUCUCUGGCAUGCUCAGCGUCAAGUGGGACAGGAUUGCUCCAGCCAGCAACGUGUCCCACACUGUGGUCCUACGACCUCUCAAGGCUGGGUACUUCAACUUCACCUCUGCCACCAUCACGUACCUGGCACAGGAGGGUGCCCAGGUGGUGGUAAGUGGCUGUUUUAUGGGAUCCCUGCAGACACACCUGACCACGCUCCCGGAGCUGCUUGGUCGAGGUUGGCUUCACCAGUGCUCCUGGGCAGGGAGGAAUCCUGGCUCAGCGUGACUUUGAUAGGAGGUUCUCCCCUCACUUUCUGGACUGGGCGGCAUUUGGCGUGAUGACCCUGCCCUCCAUCGGGAUCCCCCUACUGCUCUGGUACUCGAGCAAGAGGAAGUAUGACACCCCCAAGAGCAAAAAGAACUGAGCAGAGUCCAAUGCCAGCAGCAGCCCAGAGCUCGGGAAAGGACACCCCUGAACCCCCAAGAACAGUGGCUAGGUCGGGAUGGUGCCAUCCCCUGCGAGGUGCUGCCUGCGUCCUGCUUCAGCCCUCUGGGUAAAGGAUUCGGUGGCUGCAGCAGCAGCUGUGAGGUGCUCUGUGCUCCAAUGGAGAAACAAGCAAAUAGAAAAAAGAACCAGAAGUCCCAAACUGCCUUGUCCAGCCCUUUUGGAGGCAGAACCCCUCUCUCCUCUGCAGCUGCAGCAAUCUGAGUAGGCCUGUCUGUGGGGCUCUGCCCCCUGUGCUGCCUCCAGCUCCCAUCUGCCUGCUGCAGUUUUCUGAAAUAUGUUCCCUCUCCUGUGAAAAUUUAAAAUGUUUAAUAAAGGACAAUAGGAAACAAGGA